Molecule: messenger RNA, 897 nt
Organism: Colletotrichum destructivum
Lineage: Eukaryota; Fungi; Ascomycota; Sordariomycetes; Glomerellales; Glomerellaceae
Product: Putative cytochrome b5-like heme/steroid binding domain-containing protein
Exons: 2
Coding region: 33-491 (152 amino acids)
Cellular component (GO): intracellular membrane-bounded organelle; membrane
Molecular function (GO): heme binding
Source: RefSeq, a predicted model, not a curated record
CGUACCGAUCGGACCGCUGUGUGUGUGUGUGUAUGUGUGUGUGUGUGUUGUUUGCGUGCGACUUCGUUUCUUCUAAGAAUUUCCUCCCUCAUCACUCACCCACCACUCACCAAUCUCACCUCGCAACCAACAUCUCACGUCUCACUGCCUUCGCCUUUUCAGCAAGACAAAUACCGACCGCCACUGUACAAUCUUCACACGACACACGGCACUCUUACUCCCCUACCGAAAUCGCCAAAAUGUCCAAGACGUUCACCACCCAGGAGGUCGCCCAGCACAAGACCGAUAAGGACAUGUGGAUCAUUGUCGAGGACGGCGUUUACGACAUCACCGCCUUCCAAUCAGAGCACCCCGGCGGCGAGAAGAUUCUCAAGCGCUUCGCAGGCAAGAACGCGACAAAGGUGUUCUGGAAGUACCACAACGAAAAGGUUCUCGAGAAGUACGGCGGCAAGCUCCGCAUCGGUACCGUUGGCGAGAGCGCCAAGUUGUGACUUCGGCUCAUUUUCCUCGUUCUGAUCCGCCCUUUGUCCUCUUUGUACCACGGUUUUCAUCAUGAUUGGCAUAUGCGUGCUUGUGGCAUUUCUUCUUCUUUCAUUUUCUUAAAGCGGCAUAGGAUGAAAUAAAAACGUCCUUUCACUUUUUAUGGUCCCCAGCUCUGUGGCUUGCAAGGACGUCGUGGGACGUCUUAGACGCCUGGUAUCUACUUGUCUCGUCACCACACCAGACAUCUAUCAAACCGUGUUAGUCAUUAGAUAUAUCUUCGUAAAACUAUGUACAGCCGCUGCCGCAGCAGCGGCCAGAGAAUAUUAUCGCUGCAAGCCCCGUGCCGCAAGCAUAUCCAACCCCAUUUGUGUGGAAAGCACAGGGUGCGCGUCUGCUUCGUGCCCGCCCCCUCCC